This is a messenger RNA of Stegostoma tigrinum, 2762 nucleotides long. Its product is annotated as gastrula zinc finger protein XlCGF26.1-like. The transcript is spliced from 2 exons. Gene Ontology annotation, biological process: regulation of transcription by RNA polymerase II. The record is from RefSeq and is a predicted model, not a curated record. NCBI's taxonomy places the organism in Eukaryota, Metazoa, Chordata, Chondrichthyes, Orectolobiformes, Stegostomatidae. Gene Ontology annotation, molecular function: DNA-binding transcription factor activity; RNA polymerase II cis-regulatory region sequence-specific DNA binding. The coding region runs from base 892 to 2586 and encodes 564 amino acids.
CGCAGAGCCACAAUCUUCCGAAUGACGGCGGAGGGGAGAUUCUCAUUUGUCGCUCGGCAGCCGGUAAGAGGCGAGGGGGAUAAAGGAGUGGAGUGGAACCUGUUACCAAGCGGGGACCACUUAUUAACGUUCAUUGUUGGACACGGAACCGAAUAAAUACCUGCAGAUCCUGGGCUCACAGCUCGGACAUUUUUUCGUUGCUUAAAGCCUGUAGCCAUUUUGUUUUUCUGGGGCUCAGUGCGCAUGCGUUACUUUCGUGCGACAUGGCCGAAUGGGAGGGAUUUAUUAGGGGCAUGUGAGUAGGUAGAUUCGUGUGAUUGUGUCUACAGAAAGGAGCUGGGAAGUUAUGGUUGAGUCGAGGAGAGGAAAAAACAGUGAGGGAGAUGGGUUUGGAUUGCAACCUGGGAAGGAGAGACGGUGUGUGGGACUUUUGAGGAAACAAGAAAGGAAACAUGGAAUCAUGGAAACUGGAAUUCUCUGUGCUACAUUUCUAUCCUGUACUGACAGUGAAUUACUUUUGUAGACUCCUUUUACAGGCUAUCAUAAUGGGAGAAUUUACUCAAAAACCUCAAAACAAACUUCAUGUCAAGAUUUGGUGGAGUCAUUUGAUCCGAAAGGAUCUGAAUACUCUUGGUCUUUAACUGUGGAAGGAGAGACAUUCAUCCAAUCUGUCUCCUCAAACAGAUUUCAAACAUCAAUAUGACUGUAAAAGUACUGACACACAUGCCUGAGUGACAGCAUCCCGGUGAACUGACCAAGGAAAGACUUUGACUGGUUACGCAGCCUGAAAAAGUUUGCACUAUUCAAGCAGGGAGAAACUUCAUGUGUUCUUUGUGCGGUAGAGGCUUCUGCUGAUCAUUCACCCUGGAGAAACACAAGGACAUUGGCACCAUGGAGAAACCAUGGAAAUGUGGGGAUUGUGGUAAAGGAUUCAAUUACCCAUCCCUGCUAGAAAUCCACCAACGUAGUCACGCUGGGCCUGGCACCAUUGAAAGACCGUGGAAAUGUGGGGACUGUGGUAAAGGAUUCUAUUAUCCAUCUCUAUUAGAAAUUCAUCGACGAAGUCACACGGGGGAGAGACCCUUCACUUGUUGUGUGUGUGGUAAAGGAUUUACUAAGUCAGCAUGUCUCCUGUCACAUCAGCGAACUCACACUGAGGAAAGGCCAUUCAUCUGCACUUGCUGUGGAAAAGGAUUCAGGCAGUCAUCCCACCUCACUGCACACCAGCAAGUUCACUCUGAAGAGAGGCCAUUCAGCUGCACCUAUUGUGGGAAAAAGUUCAGACUGCCAUCUGGCCUCACUGAACACCAGCGAAUCCACACUGGGGAGAGGCCAUUCACCUGUUCAGUGUGCGGGAAGAGAUUCACUUGGUCAUCCAGUCUUAGGUCACACCAGCAAGCGCACACUGAGAAGAAGCCUUUCAGCUGCACUUACUGUCGAAAGACGUUCACACGUUCCUCCAGUCUCAUUGAGCACCAGCGAAUGCACACGGGGGAGAGACCAUUUUCGUGCUCCAUUUGUGGGAAGGGGUUCACUGGAUCAUCCAGCUUCCAGAGACACCAGCGAAUUCACACUGAGGAGAGGCCAUUCAGCUGCACCUCCUGUGGAAAGAGGUUCAGGCAGUCUUCUGACCUCAGUGCACACCAACGGGUUCACACAGGGGACAGACCAUUUGGCUGUUCAGUGUGUGGGAAAAGAUUCACAAAAUCUUUCACUCUACUAAUACACCAACGCACACACACUGGGGAAAGGCCAUUCACAUGCUCUGGGUGUGGGAAGGGAUUCACUCAGCAGUCUAACCUGCAGACGCAUCAGAGAGUUCACAAUGGAGAGAAACCAUUUACAUGUUCUGCGUGUGCACGAGGCUUCAGCCAAUCAUCUGGUUUGUCAAAACAUAAAUGCAGUCACACUGGGGAGAAACCAUGGAAAUGUGGUGACUGUGGGAAAGGAUUCAUUUCUCCAUCAAAGCUGGAAAUUCAUCGCCGCAGACACACUGGUGAGAGGCCAUUCACCUGCACCGUGUGUGGGAGAGGAUUCACGCAGUCAGCCAACUUGCUGACACACCGGCAAGUUCACACUGGGGAGCGGCCAUUUACUUGCUUUGAAUGUGGGAAGGGCUUUGCCGAUUCAUCCAGCUUCCUGAGGCACCGGCAGGUUCACAGUGGGGAGAGGCCAUUCAACUGUUCCGAGUGUGGAAAGAGAUUCAUUCAGUCAUCUGAUCUGCUGAGACACCAGCGAGUCCACACUGGGGAAAGACCUUUUAAAUGUCCAGACUGUGGGAAAUGUUUUAAAAGUUCCAGGGAAUUGACAUGUCACCUACGUGUUCACACUGAGGAGAGACCUUUUAAAUGUCCAGACUGUGAGAAGUGCUUCAAAGGCUCCAGGGAACUGAUGCUCCAUCAACGCAUUCAUACCGAUGAGAGACCAUUUAGGUGCUCUCACUGUGGGACUGGGUUCAAGUGGUCAUCUCACCUGACUGAACAUCAGCGAGUUCACACUGGAGAGAGGCCAUUCACCUGUCAUGCAUGUGGGAAGGGAUUUACUCAGUCAUCCAACCUGCUGACACACCAGCGAGUUCAUAAAUAACUGCAAUGAUUGGAUUUUGCGGUUUGUAACAUCCAGAACUGAAUUAUCUUCAAUGGCGUAGUAGGAAUUGCCGAUGCUGGAGAAUCUGAGAUAACUCGGUGUAGAGCUGGAUGAGCACAGCAGGCCACGCAGCAUCAGAGGAGCAGGAAAUCUGAAGUUUUGGGUCUGGACCCUUC